Molecule: messenger RNA, 1398 nt
Organism: Brassica oleracea var. oleracea
Lineage: Eukaryota; Viridiplantae; Streptophyta; Magnoliopsida; Brassicales; Brassicaceae
Exons: 9
Coding region: 98-1276 (392 amino acids)
Source: RefSeq, a predicted model, not a curated record
GGAAAUUUCAAUUUUGUUCAUAUCCAAAUAGACGCUGACUAAACAUGUUGAAGAAAGUACCUCAAGAGAACACAGAGAAACCUUCUCCUUGCCGACCAUGGAAGCUACUACUGUCUUCACUUCACUAUACGUUUCCAAUUUACCAAAACCAAAGGCUAUCUUCAACCUGACUCCACCUGAUCUAUCUUCGUCUUCUUGUUGGCUCUGUAAUUCACAAUCCAAGCGAAUCACGAAACUGAGACUUAAUGAAUCGAAUCAUGGAGUUCUUCGUCUUCAUGCUCUGUUUCACAACGAGGAGGCUCCAGGUCAAAGCGAUGAUAACUUAGCAGGAAACAAUGGGUUUGGUCUUUUACCAGCGGAUAUGUUCUCUUUGUCUCAGGUUGGAAGUAGUCUAAGUGGUGAAAAUGAGAGUCAUAAGAUAAUCGAUGUGGAGACAUCUCUUGCAUUUCCUCCUCAUGGUGGAGGAACUCGAGCAGCGCUGUUUCGGACCCCGAUUUCUGGUGGUGUUCAGAACGCAACCUCUGCUCAUGGUUUACCUCCACCUGCUCUAGCUGUUAGGAACUUGAUGGAGCAGGCCAGGUUUGCUCAUCUGUGCACAGUGAUGUCUAAAAUGCACCAUCGCAGAGAAGGCUGCCCCUUCGGAUCUUUGGUAGAUUUUGCACCUGAUCCUGUGGGACACCCUAUCUUUUCAUUUUCACCCUUGGCUAUUCACACUCGGAAUAUCUUAGCUGAACCUAGAUGCACCCUCGUUGUUCAGAUACCCGGAUGGAAUUGCUUAUCAAAUGCAAGAGCUACAUUAUUCGGCUAUGUCUAUCCAUUGCCAGAAAAUGAGCAAGAAUGGGCUCAUAAGCAGUAUAUGGCUAAGCAUCACCAAGGGCCUUCCCAACAAUGGGGAAACUUUCACUAUUUUAGAAUGCAGAACAUAAGUGAUAUAUAUUUCAUUGGAGGUUUUGGCACUGUUGCGUGGAUCAAUGUCAAUGAGUACGAGGCACUUCAGCCAGAUAAGAUAGCCGCCGAUGGGGGCGAGCAAAACCUUAAGGAACUAAAUGCCAUCUUCUCAAAGCCACUUAGAGAGUUAUUAUCUACUGAAUCUGAGGUAGACGAUGCUGCUAUCAUUUCUGUAGACAGCAAAGGGAUCGACAUAAGAGUUCGUCAAGGUGCUAAGUUUAACAUACAAAGGCUAGCCUUUGAGGAAAGUCUUGGUGUAGAGACCUUAGAAGACGCCAAAUCUGCACUAAGGAAAGUGAUAGAGAAGGGAAAGGUGCACAAUUUGUAGAUAUAACCUCAGAUUUGCUGAUCUUGUAGUAGUUAAUGUGGACAAUAAAACAUGGAUUAAUUAUCUUCUGGAUCGGUUGUUAUCAAUACUAUUAAAAGAGAAGGAGUCUUAAAAAAUCUACG